GUCUAUGUGUACAAUCCUGUAGCAUCGGAGAGUGAAAGAGGCUGCUGUGUGAGGAAACGUAAGAUUGUAGAAGAAUUUCCUCCAGCUGAAGGUCAUGAACCCCUGCCAAGUAACCUGGACGUUGUGUAUUAUUCUUAUAAAGACAAGAUGAUGUACUUCUUUAAAGGUGACAAGUUGUGGAGGAAUAAACUCUUUGAUCCAAGACAUAAGAGAGUUAAUAAUAGUAUUGAGUACCUUGGACCAUGGUACCAUAAAUGGGUGGACAUCUGUGAUGCCAUAUUUUCUAAGAAGCACUGA
This is a messenger RNA of Candidula unifasciata, 297 nucleotides long. NCBI's taxonomy places the organism in Eukaryota, Metazoa, Mollusca, Gastropoda, Stylommatophora, Geomitridae. The record is from the annotation of a GenBank genome assembly.